Messenger RNA from Pseudozyma hubeiensis SY62, 2094 nucleotides. RefSeq lists its product as hypothetical. Gene Ontology annotation, cellular component: transcription regulator complex; PcG protein complex. Gene Ontology annotation, molecular function: DNA-binding transcription factor activity, RNA polymerase II-specific; RNA polymerase II cis-regulatory region sequence-specific DNA binding. The record is from RefSeq and is a predicted model, not a curated record. Bases 1 to 2094 code for a protein of 697 amino acids. NCBI's taxonomy places the organism in Eukaryota, Fungi, Basidiomycota, Ustilaginomycetes, Ustilaginales, Ustilaginaceae. The transcript has a single exon. Gene Ontology annotation, biological process: regulation of transcription by RNA polymerase II.
AUGCCACCUUUCUCCCUACCAUCUGCCGGAGGCGUCGUUUCUUUGCUCAACGACCGUGCUCCACCCCCGUACAAGACCGAGCAAACGCCAUCGUUCUCGGAUCCAUCGUACCACCACCAUCAUCCACGACACCGUCACCCCUCCCACUCAAGUAUGUCCCGUUCUGCCUACGACUCUAUCUCAUCGUCAACAGAAUCUCUCCUACGCAGUGGCGACCGUUCCACUGCUUCUACUUCUCCGCCUACUUCGGUAGAUCUUGGCUCGUACGACAGUAGGUCGUCGUCCAAGCUCAGGUCGGCCCACGCCGAGCCCAUACGACUGCCGCGCAUCGAAGCGCCGCGUGACUUCCCCGAACCCCACCGUGGUCUGCAGGGACACAAGGUGCUCCGCGGCAAUCACAUCUCCUCCGAACCUCAGGGCUUCGGUGCACGUCCGGGAGAGCCGCUGCCUCCCUCUGUUACGGGCGUCUUCCCUCCAGGUCAGUGGGAGCGAUCCGGCGCUUACCUCGACCCUCACGACUACAGUCGGCGCUCCUCGAGCAGCAGCUCCGACAGCACGUAUCACUACGACCGCGCUAUGCCCUACGGCGACGCAAGCAUGGCCAAACGAACCGCAAAGGAUAGCGGCUCCGGUGCCAUCACCGUCGGCGGCAAGAAGCGCUACCCUUGCCAGCACCCCGGCUGCGACAAGACCUUCUCCACCAGCGGCCACGCUGCUCGUCACAAUCGCAUCCACACGGGUCAGAAGCCCUACCGUUGCACCUUCCCCGGAUGCAAGGCCCGGUUCUCGCGCCAGGACAACAGCCUGCAGCACUACCGCACCCACAUUCUCCAUCCCAAGGGACGCGCUUCCCAGUCGGUGCAAGCUCGCGACGCGGCAGCCCAGCUCGAACUCGACCACCUCGACCUCGAUGCUGCCGAUGCUGAGGCCGAGGCCAAGGCUGAGCUCGGCCGACGCGCGCUCGAGGAUGGCACCGCCAUCGCCGUGGUCCACGAAGUCAAGGACCAGCACGGUCGCAAGAAAGGCGAGACCAUCGAGAGGAUGGUCGGCAUGCCUCGAGGACAACGCGAUUCGCUGCGUGGCGGUGGCCUCGACGGCGAAGACGAAAGUGAGUCGCCUUCGUCGAUGGACGACGGCCGACUGAAGCGCGAAUCCAGCUUGCCCGGUGUCGGCUUGGACGGCGUGGCCGGACACUACGAGGCUCCCGCUGACUACUGGACGACGCAGAUGGCCAAGCAAGGUCGUCUUUCGCUGCCCCAAACCGGUGUGUCGUACGAUCCUCGCUACCGCGACCCGGCUCCACCGGCGCCUUACGCCCGUGAUGCCAGCAUGAACGGCAUGGGCUUCCCUGGAUCUGCCCCUCCCGUCGCGUGGAGUCAGCAGGCUCCUGCUCCUUACAUCGACCCUCGCUUCACCCCUGGCUACCCUCGUUCUGCCGCCGUGUCGGUCUCGCCGCAUCGACGAGACAUGUACUCGGCCACGUUGGAUCCAGAGCUGGCCGGCGCAGAGAGGUCGUACGAGUCGCCUGCCGACUACCACCGUCGAAGCACGUCUACGAGCAGCAGUCAGCGCGAUCGCGUGCCGCCUAGCGUUGCUGCCCUGCCGCCGCCUGGCUCCUCCGCGCGUCUGCCUCUGACCGCGCACGCCGCCUCGGCUCCCGUUUCCGUGGUUCCUUCGGCACGGUCUUCGCAGAGUCCUAAGUCGAGCCCCACUUCGAGCGCCUACUCCGUGCCCGAGGGGAUCGCAGCCUCGGGUCUCGACUCGCUCUCGGCCGCCGCAGCGUCGUCGAGCCCAGCAGCCACCACCUCGCUCUCGGCACGCGGUCGACUCGGCGGCGGUGUCAACGGAUCCUCGUCCGCCAGUGCCUCCUCCACACCGGCCUACCAACAUCCCUACAGCUCGGACCGAUCUACCAACUACGCCUCUUCCUCCCUGCCACCCAUCUCGUCUGCACGCGAUCAGGGCGGCGAAGACACCUUGGAUCUGGAUCGCAAGACCAUGUCGUCCAGCCUGAGGAGCGGCCUCGCUCCCGCGGCUGCGACGGAUCCCAAACUCACCCUGCCGCCCUUGAACUCUGCUGCUAGACGGUGGUAG